Durio zibethinus is the source of this 3556-nucleotide messenger RNA. RefSeq lists its product as uncharacterized. Gene Ontology annotation, molecular function: metalloendopeptidase activity. Gene Ontology annotation, biological process: proteolysis; cell adhesion. NCBI's taxonomy places the organism in Eukaryota, Viridiplantae, Streptophyta, Magnoliopsida, Malvales, Malvaceae. The record is from RefSeq and is a predicted model, not a curated record. Gene Ontology annotation, cellular component: membrane; cytoplasm.
AAAAAAGAUAGCUAAAAAAUUUUUAAAAAAAUUAUCGUAUCAACGCACCCCACUAGUCCUUUGAUUUUCUCUUGUUUUUCCAUCAUCUCCUCUCUCUAUUUCUCCUCUUCUUUGCUUCACUGUCACUGUUUCUCAUCUCUGUAUACACCAAAAAAGGAAAACCCAGAAAAAAAAGCUUUAAAAAUCUUGUCUUUUUAGCUCUGCUAAUUCACUGCUUAAUAACAAACCCAUUUUCUAUUUAUAAAACAAACUGAUAGUUAUUAACCCAUUAUAUUCCCUUCCUUUUUUGUUUGCUGGGGCUUCUUCAAAUCGGAAGAAGCUCUGCAAAUUUCGAUUUUGUUUGGAAAUUUUUUUGGGGUUAAGUUUUGGAGUUGAAAUGUGGAGCAAAGAGCUGUUUUUCGGGGUUCUAAAGUCGAUUGGAGAAUCGGGGGAGAUUUGAUGGAAUUAGAAGUGUUAAUGCUCUGCUUUUUGGUCAUUUCAUGGAGGUUAUAAUCCGGUUUGGUUCAAGCACCGUAACCAGAUUUGAUUUUAAGCUUCGAUUUGUUGCCUUUGUAUUCGAGAUUUUAUUGAUAUUGUUAUGGUUUGGAGCUGCUACCGCCAAAUUUCCGGAGCAUCAUCUGCAAUGGGAAGGCCCAGAAAGAGGAAGUAGUGAAAACAUUGUCUCACAUUCAUGUAUUCAUGACCAAAUAAUUGAGCAGAGGAGGCGACCAGGUCGUAAGGUUUACUCCGUUACCCCUCAAGUUUAUGACCACUCUGGUAUCUCAAAUCAUGUCCAUCGCAAAGGAAGGUCGUUGCUUGGGAUUCGUGAAUUGCUUGGUCAUCCAAAGGAUGCUAAGCAACCUAUAAGGAUAUAUUUAAAUUACGAUGCCGUUGGCCACUCUCAGGAUAGAGAUUGUCAAAAAGUUGGAGACAUUGUGAAGCUUGGGGAGCCUCCUGUGAAUUCUCCUCCUGGCACACCCUCCUGCAAUCCUCGAGGUGAUCCUCCAAUUUAUGGUGACUGUUGGUAUAAUUGCACUUUGGAUGAUAUUUCUGGGGAGGACAAACGCCGUCGCCUUCGCAAGGCUCUAGGGCAGACAGCUGACUGGUUCAAGAGAGCCUUGGCUGUAGAGCCUGUGAAAGGGAAUUUGAGACUGAGUGGAUAUUCUGCAUGUGGUCAAGAUGGAGGGGUACAGCUUCCUCGUGAAUAUGUUGAAGAGGGUGUUGCUGAUGCCGACUUGGUACUUCUUGUGACUACAAGACCUACCACUGGCAAUACUUUGGCAUGGGCAGUAGCGUGUGAACGGGACCAAUGGGGCCGUGCAAUUGCUGGUCAUGUGAAUGUUGCUCCUCGACAUUUAACAGCUGAAGCAGAGACUUUACUUUCAGCUACUCUUAUCCACGAGGUUAUGCAUGUUCUUGGCUUUGACCCACAUGCUUUUGCCCACUUUAGGGAUGAGAGGAAAAGGAGGCGUAGUCAGGUUACUGAACAUAUCAUGGAUGAAAAGCUUGGGAGGAUGGUAACACGCGUGGUGCUUCCACGUGUUGUCAUGCACUCACGACAUCAUUACGGGGCAUUCUCAGAAAAUUUUACAGGCUUAGAGCUAGAAGAUGGGGGAGGACGUGGCACAUCAGGAUCUCAUUGGGAAAAAAGGCUUUUGAUGAAUGAGAUAAUGACGGGAUCUGUGGAUACAAGAUCAGUAGUUUCGAAAAUGACUCUGGCUUUGUUGGAGGAUAGUGGAUGGUAUCAAGCUAACUAUAGCAUGGCAGAUCGUCUUGAUUGGGGUCGCAACCAAGGAACUGAGUUUGUUAUUUCUCCUUGCAAUCUCUGGAAGGGGACAUACCAUUGCAACACAACCAGUUUGUCUGGCUGUACAUAUAACAGGGAAGCAGAGGGUUACUGUCCUAUUGUAAGUUAUAGUGGGGACCUGCCUCAAUGGGCUCAGUAUUUUCCUCAGGCUAACAAGGGUGGUCAGUCCUCGCUGGCUGAUUAUUGCACGUACUUUGUGGCUUACUCUGAUGGAUCUUGUACAGUCACGAACAGUGCAAGGGCCCCAGACAGAAUGUUAGGUGAAGUGAGAGGGAGUAACUCCAGGUGCAUGGCUUCAUCCUUAGUACGUACUGGUUUUGUGCGGGGUUCCUUGACCCAAGGAAAUGGUUGUUAUCAGCACAGAUGUGUAAAUAACUCUUUAGAGGUUGCUGUGGAUGGUAUUUGGAAAGUGUGUCCAAAAGCUGGUGGACCAGUUCAGUUCCCUGGUUUUAAUGGUGAACUGAUUUGUCCUGCUUACCAUGAACUCUGUAGUACUGGCUCUCUUUCUGUGUCUGGGCAAUGUGCGAAUUCUUGUAAUUUUAAUGGUGACUGUGUCAAUGGAAAAUGUCAUUGCUUUCUUGGAUUUCAUGGUCAUGAUUGUAAUAAAAGAUCUUGCCCUAAAAAUUGCAAUGGGCAUGGAAAGUGCCUGUCAAAUGGGGUCUGUGAAUGUAAAAAUGGUCAUACUGGCAUUGACUGCUCCACUGCUGUUUGCAAUGAACAAUGCAGCCUUCAUGGUGGUGUCUGUGACAAUGGAGUUUGUGAGUUUCGCUGCUCUGAUUACGCGGGCUACACAUGCCAGAACAGCUCCACUCUCAUCUCUAGUCUUUCAGUAUGUAAAAAUGUGUUGGAGAGGGAUUUCUCUGGGCAACACUGUGCACCCAGUGAGGCAAGUAUAUUACAGCAGCUAGAAGAAGUAGUUGUCAUGCCCAAUUACCACCGUCUAUUCCCCAGUGGUGCUCGAAAGUUGUUUAAUAAUCUCUUUGGAAGCAGCUAUUGUGAUGCAGCUGCCAAGCAACUAGCCUGCUGGAUUUCGAUCCAAAAAUGUGACAAUGAUGGGGACAACAGACUACGGGUAUGCCAUUCAGCAUGUCAGUCAUAUAAUUUAGCGUGUGGAGCAUCACUAGACUGCUCAGACCAAACUCUCUUUAGUAGUGAGGAGGAAGGCGAGGGUCAAUGCACCGGCUCCGGCGAUAUGGAGCUAUCAUGGUUUAAUCGCUUGCGUAGUAGUUUAUUUUCAAGCAAUACGUCUUUGAAAGGAACGUCUGUAAAAUAUAGGCAGUUUUAACCCCCACCCCCCUUCCCCCAUUUGUUCUAAUUUUGGCUUGUAAUUUUUCUAGGGUUCGAGUGUAGGAAAGGUGGCACGUAAGACUGUGCCCAUACUUGUAGAGUUGCUCUGUCCUUGGCCCAAAAAUCAAUCGGAAAUUUUGGGCAGGAUCAGGCUUUCCAAGAUGAAAGCCCCAUGCAGAGAAAAUUGAAAAUGUAUUGAAAAACAAGGAAAAAUAUAAGGAAAGUAAAAAAGAAUGCUCUUCUGAGCCGGUAAUCAGAUGUUUGGCCGAAGGCCUUCACAGGAAAGGAAAAUGUCUUAAUAUUUUUCUGUUUAUUUUUGUAAUCCAACUACCCCAUAAAAGUUGUGGCUACAGCAAAGCUUAUGGCUUCUUCUCUUCGUCUUUGGUUCUUGAAUUUUCAUUAGAUCGGAAAAAAAUGCGUUCAUAUUUACACAACAUCAUCUACUUUCGCACCAAACAAACCAGCCACAAUCUUUAAAACUGA